AUGGGUAACUUGUCUUACUUUUUGGGUUUCGAGGUUGCUCGUAACUCUGCAGGUAUUCACCUUUCUCAGCGUAAAAAAUAUGCUUUGGAUCUACUUCAUGAAAUCGGAAUGCUUGCUGCUGCUCUUGUUAGCACUCCCAUGAAUUUUUCUGCCAAGGUUUCCUCUGACGGUGACCAACAUGCUGACCCCACUGCUUUUCGUCGUUUGAUCAGGCGUCUCAUAUAUCUUACCAACACACAUCCAGAUAUAACUUACGCUGUUCAUCACCUCAGCCAAUACCUUGCUUCCCCUACUCAAGCUCAUCAUCAAGCUGCAUUUCGCAUCCUACGCUACAUCAAGAACACCCCUGGUCAGGGCAUUUUUCUCAAAGCCACAAGCAGUAUCACCCUCAAGCCGGAUGCCCUGAUUCCAGACUCUGAUUGCCGAUAUCCUCACCAAGUCACUUUCUCCUUCCGCAUUUCACAAUAUAAAUUCCAAGCUCGACACACUUGA
This is a messenger RNA of Vigna radiata var. radiata (mung bean), 492 nucleotides long. RefSeq lists its product as uncharacterized. The transcript has a single exon. The record is from RefSeq and is a predicted model, not a curated record. Lineage: Eukaryota; Viridiplantae; Streptophyta; Magnoliopsida; Fabales; Fabaceae. Bases 1 to 492 code for a protein of 163 amino acids.